AAAUAUAAUAUGGAGCAACAGAAUUGUUUAAUCGGAGAAUGCGUAGUGUCACCUAUAUAGGCAGGUCCACAUUUAUAAUACUAGAUAAUAGAUUGUGUAUAAUAGAUCUUCACUGAUCCUGACAGCUCUCUAUCCAAGGAGAACGAGGAUACAACAGGAUAUAAAUCACUUGAAAUACUUCAUCUCAUAUAUAUAUAUAACUAAUAGCAGAAAUGUAAGGACCUGUAUGUUCCUGAGAAGAAUGGAGCGUGUCUAUCCGUAGGGCUGUGACCGAUGAAGAGGAGAACACUGCUAUUCUGAAAGAAGUUCAUGCAGGACACUUUGGGAUCAAGAGGAUGAUGAGAAAAUCAAUCAGCGAUUUUACUGGAAAGGGAUUGGAAAGGACGUGGAGCAAUGGAUCCAGAGUUGUGAAGCAUGCCAGAGAUUUGAGAGGGUGAAGACUGUUGCCCCAGAACUGAAGCCAAUCAAAGUUGUUCCUCCAUGGUACAUGAUCGGGAGGAAACCACUCCUGCUUGACGGCUACUGAUUUCUUCACAAAGUGGACUGAGGCCAUCCCCAUCAAAGACAAGUCAGCUGCUUGCAUGACCUCAUAAGUACAGAGGAGUGCAUGUGCUCCGUUUGCAGAAGAAUGGCAGUGAUCGCCUUGAAAGGUCCAGGAUCGGUAAAAAUAGUUCUACCAGGGGACAGUACUAUAAAAUACACGUAUGACAAGUCUUACAAAGAUUAUAACAAGUACUGGUGUCACGGGUACUACCCGCGAACAUGCACUGUUAUUGCGGACAGUCACGGGAAGGGCAAAGAGAUCGUGGAAGUGAAGGAUGAUAAAGAGGGAAGCAUUGACGUUAAGAUAAAAGAAGUCAUACCAGAUGGAGAUUACUGGUGUGGGAUAGAAAUGCAGGGACUCGAUUCGAUGACAUACACUGACCUCAGAAUUGUUACUACUGAAGCCAAUCAGGACAAUGCCUACAGGAAGGAAUACAUCAUCUCCUUCUCUCUGCUGGGUUUCCUCCUAUUACUGCUAGCAGUGUUCGCUGUCUGGUUUAAGAAAAAAUCAAACAGCAAAAAAAACAGUGGACAUGACAUUGCACCUGAAGAGAAGAAGACCUGCACUCAGAAGGUGUCUUCAGAGGUUUCCUUGGACAGUGAGGUCGGUGUUACUUACUCAGCUGUGCAAGUUACAACAGCGCCCUCUCCUGAAGGAAGAGGAGAGUGUGCUCUUCCAGACCCUGAUGUAACGGAACCUGUUACGUACAGCACACUCGUGUUCUAAAGAGUAGAACAUGCAAAGUGUAUGAAUGUAACCAAUCCUUCCACUUUCUGUGUCUCUGUGUGUAUUCCAGUCAUUAUAAGCAGGCUUGUACACAACAGUAUAUCAUUAGAGAAACCUAGUCUUACAAAACAGGACAGCAUUAACUAGGGUUAGCCAUGCGGAGUGGAGCCGGAGUGGAGCCGGAGUGGAGCCGGAGCGGAGCCGGAGCGGAGCUUGCCCGUUUUCAGAGCUGAGCUCCAGAGCUAGCAGAGUUUCUGCAGGAGCUCUGCUAUUUCCUACCAUUCACAUUUAAACAAAUCCUUCCUGAAUUAAUCAGUUCAAACACUUGAAUGAACAAAAUAAAUGAAUACAUACUUUAAUGGACAUAAUAUUUCUGUUGAUAUAAGGAGGCGUCAUUGUUGGAUCAGUGGUUUUGGUUCUUGGUCAGUGGUACUUUGAAAAGGUGAAAACAGAGAUUUUGACUUGCGAAUAACGGAAUUGCUUCAAACGCAUUGGGAACCAAAUCCAAAUAAAAUCUUCGGUUUUACUGCUAUCGUGAAAAAGUCACAAAGAGAGAAUCGGCUUGGCAUUCUAUGACCUUGACCUGGAGUUCAAAAGGCAAAAGUUUCCCACAAUCCUUGUAUAUGCCUUAAUCUACCUGUGUGACAGUUACCUCCAAAACCUACUUAGUUUGUGAGUUAUGGAGUGUGAAAAAUGAAAGCAUCCUUUUCUGCUUCCCACUUUACGGAUUGCAGAUAAUUGCAGGAAGCGUAUACAGCCUGGUCUUUUUUGUUGUAGACGUAGGGCCUUGUUCGUUCAAGAGGUUGUAUUUUAGCAACAAUAAAUUGCAAGAAAUUAGGUUUUCUAAGCUAAUUUUGCAAUUAAACAGUAUUGCAUGACAGACUCAAUUUUCCAAUCUUGCUGUAAUUAUUAUUAUUAUUUGUUUGUUUGUUUAAAGCUUUUUUGUAUAAUACGGUUUACUGUAUCAGAAAGGAAUUUGAUAGACCUAAGAAAAGUAAUUGAAGCUUGCUGAUGCUCCAUUGCCUUCUACACUCGUGUGAGCUGGAAAGAAAACAAACAUUGGAAGAUCCUUUUCCUCUACCAAACGUAAAAUAUCAUGAACUGUGACAAAAAUGACAUCUCUCCUUGCUUUAGUACUUUUGCAAGAAGGCAUGGGAAUACAUCAAGCUGUAAAUGUCCUCAUUUGUUUUAUCAUAAAGCAUACACUGCCCUUGAACCCCCCCCAGUGCAGGCUUUGAGAAUACAGUCUAGAUUCAUAGAAAUGUGUUUAAGUUAAAAUAAAAACAAAUCUUAAAACCAGAUGUCACAUUCUUGUCUAAAAAAACAGAUUUAACCUGAUCGAACAAUUCAAAGAAAAUUUAAAUAGGAUGUUACUAUGCUAGUCAAGAACAUACAUUAUUACUGAUUGGAGGUUUUAGUGGCUCUGGAGCUGGAGCAGCAGUGUGGAGCUGCACCGGAGGGCUCCUGAGCUGGAGCAGGAGCUUCUGGAGCAGGGGGUGCAUCAGCUCUGGAGCCAGCCUGGAGCUGGAGCAGCAGGUGCAUCAGCUCUGGAGCUGGAGCAGGGGGUGCAUCAGCUCUGGAGCCAGGCUGGAGCUGGAGCAGGGGGUGCAUCAGCUCUGGAGCUGGAGCAGGGGGUGCAUCAGCCCCUCCCCCUCCCACUCCCCCGCCUCCAGAGCCUGCUCCUUCUCCACUCCUUCUCCGCCCCUCAGUGGUGGAACGACCUACCCACAUAUAUCAGGACUGCUCAGUCCCUGACCACCUUUCAGUGCCUCCUCAAGACACCCCUGUUCAGACAGCAUCUGUAAACCUCACAACUCUCAACUAUACUGAACUAUAUGGCACCCAAUUAAACCAGUACUUGCAUCAGCUUGUACUUGCACUGAACUGCUCCAUACCUUGUUGUAUUCCACUACUGCUCUUAAUUAUAGCUACUUCCUGUAUCUUGUAUUUGACUUUACUCUUAUAGGUAUCCGUAUUCACGGUUUUUGUAAUUGCUCUUAUUUGAAAGCAUUCUCAUCCAUUCAUCGUACUCACUACAUGCUCAUACUGGACUUUACUCGUAUAAGCAAAUAGUUUUAAUAUAAGUUAACUGCUCUCAGUCGCUCUUACAUGUAAUUAUUUACUGUAUUCUCUAUUUUUUGCUCUUAUUUGAAUUUGAUCUUUUGCUACUGAUUUUAUUGUACUUUGCAACUGCUCUUAUCUGUAAUGUGAUACUCUGCAAUGUGAUAUUCUGUAAUGUGAUACUUUACAAUGUGAUAUUUUGUAACAAUUGUAAGUCGCCCUGGAUAAGGGCGUCUGCUAAGAAACAAAUAAUAAUAAUAAUAAUAAUAAUAAUAAUAAUAAUAAUAAUAAUAAUAAUAAUAACAUGCCGUCUCAG
Messenger RNA from Acipenser ruthenus (sterlet), 3647 nucleotides. RefSeq names its product CMRF35-like molecule 7. NCBI's taxonomy places the organism in Eukaryota, Metazoa, Chordata, Actinopteri, Acipenseriformes, Acipenseridae. The record is from RefSeq and is a predicted model, not a curated record. Bases 608 to 1270 code for a protein of 220 amino acids. The transcript has 9 exons.